UCUAAUUCCUAACAAAUUUUUCUUCAAAUGCUAUUUUUAAAGGUUGAAAGCUAAAUGAGAGGGACUGAAAUAUCACAUCAGAGAUGGCAUGAAGCCCCAUAUUCCAGUGUCUGUGAAAUCUCCAGAGUCCAAGACGUCACCAACAGAAUGGUGUAUCCUUCAGCUAUUGAGAAACACUGCUGUGAGACAGCUUUAUCCAACCAUGAUGCACAUCAUAGAGAUUGUUGCCUCUCUACCGGUUUCAAAUGCAUGGCCUGAAAGAGGAGCCAGCACUCUAAAGGCUCUCAAAACAAGGCUACGCAACAGACUUAGCACAACUAUGCUGGAGUCCCUGAUGCAUGUGUGCAUAAAUGGUCCUGAGCCAAACAGUCCUGAAGCCAAGCAGCAUGUCAAGUCAGCAGUCAAGUUGUGACUAGACAAGAAGGAGAGGCGGAAGAUUCCCCCAAAGCAGCAAAGGGCCUUAGCAUCAGCACCAGUUAUUACCCAUGUGAAUGCUGGGGUCCAGACUGAUGUAACUGAGGGGAAUGAUGAGCUGACAAUGAUUGAGACAGCUGUUGAUAUAGCAAUACAAAAACUUAACCUGGCAUCAAAGGAAUAUGACCCAGAAACAGAUAGUGAAUUAUCGGAUGAUCAUUGU
Dreissena polymorpha is the source of this 637-nucleotide messenger RNA. RefSeq lists its product as uncharacterized. Lineage: Eukaryota; Metazoa; Mollusca; Bivalvia; Myida; Dreissenidae. Gene Ontology annotation, molecular function: protein dimerization activity. Bases 89 to 412 code for a protein of 107 amino acids. The transcript is spliced from 3 exons. The record is from RefSeq and is a predicted model, not a curated record.